UGGGGGAGGUCGCCUCGACCAAUCAGCGCACAGACCCCGCCCACUGUGGGUAGGUUGUUUACCGCUCGGUGGAAACGCCCAUAGAGACAGCCCGAGGAAAACUGUGGAGCCGGAGAGUCCACUCACAACAGUAGACCGGCAAAGCUAGAUAUUCCAAUUCCAGAAAGUAAAUAUCCAGCACGGGAUUUUGUUUCAUCUGCCUAAACGGCUCUGCUGCAGCGGAGCUGUAGACGCAGUUUGAACCAAAUCGUGGGAUGGAGUUUCACUCUCUGGAAUUGGACUACCCGCCUCGACUUAAAAACAUAUCUUGUAGCAUUUCUUCAAGCCAAAAACGAUAAAAUAUGACUGAAAUAAUCAAAAACACGCAAAAAAGGAAGAAUGUGUAUCGUUUUUCUGAUGGAAGUCCGACUUGACAGUCGGCGUGGGCAUGACGACCCGGUGUUAUGUCAACUUGUACUACCGAGCGAUAUGUGUUUAUUAGCCGUUCUGCGCAUGCGCGGUGCCAGAUUUUUUUGUUUUCUUGUCUUUUUUUAUGGCAAUUAUUUUUUUCUCUGUGCGUUUUAAAAGCGUAACUUGCUGCAACUAUCGGCCUGAGUGUUACAGAAGUGUAAACGGCGAUGUAAAUGUUACAUUUAAACUUCCCUUUUUAAAAUUCAGUUUUAAAAUACCUUUUGCGUCCCCUGAUACAGUGAUUUAGGCCCUUCAAAUAUUCUAGUUAUGCUUCUGCUGAGAGCAUGUUUAAUAUGACGCUUUGAACCUAUACGGGUAACCUUAGUUAACUAUGUUUUGUCCUGUUUUAUUUAGGCAGCGUUUACACCGUGAUAGCAGGUUUUGACGGGGUAGCACAAAUCGACAGAACACCGGUAUACUCCGCUACGCUGUUUAGUUGUAUCCCGGAUUUCAGUUCCCUGAGCCCGAGAUACAGUACGUUAGAGGCUGUCAGUGAGGGGGUGUGUUGCCCUAAAAAAUAGUCUAGGCAUGGUGCAGUGUGCGAGUGGGUAGUUGUUUUUUCUAGCUAAUGCAGAGAUCGAAUUUGUACGGGUUUAAUACAGUUUUUUUGGGGAGCCUGAGUCGACGGCGUGGUCCAGCACCACUGAAAGACUGAGGGUGAGGCACAAAACAUGGCAGCUGUGAAGUCUCGGGCAGGACCAGGGGCCAUGCAGUCCGCAUCAGAGGGAGAAGAGGAAGGCUUGAUCUAUAUGCAAUGUUGUGGUCAGGAGGAUGUGGAUGCACAGAAACACCGCCAGCACCCCGUCUUCCAGUCAGCGUCCGGUAGUGGGAGAGUGUGGCCCACUACUGCAGCCGUCCAGCAGUCAAAAACCUUCACUUUUCCACAGUCUUCCAGUGUAGACCUGCCCUACAGGUACAGGAGUCCCGAGUCGGUGGAAAUGGAUGAGAUCAUGGCUGCAAUGGUUCUUACCAGUCUGUCCUGCAGUCCAGUAGUCCAAAGCCCCCCACAGAGAGAUCCCCUGCCAGCUGCCCCAGGGGACAUGGAAUGUGGUGGAGGGGAGCUGUCUGACAGUGGCAGCAGCGGCUACUGGAGUUGGGACCAUGGCAGCGUGAGCCCUGCUCCAUCACCUUCUGUCACAGAGACAGACGGCAGUCUGGGCCAACCGGUAGAUGAGGGGCUGCAAAUGGAGCUGGAGCAGGGGGGGUGCGACGAGCCAGAGAGCAGGAGAUGCAAGAGUUUGAGCAGGGGUGCAUAUCGGUGUUUGUGGCCUGGCUGUGGCAAAGUGCUGACAUCACGGGUUGGGAUGAAACGUCACAUUCAAAUUCUCCAUCUGGGUGGCUCAGAACAGUCCCACAGAGAGGAGGACUUUUAUUACACUGAAGUUUCCUCAGAGGAGGAGCCAACUACUCCCUCUCCUGUUCCUUCAUUUUUCAGUGGGCCCUGGUCGUCCUGUAGCUCCACCAACAGCCAGUCCACUCCUGGACCCCAAGAGGUCCUGCCUCCGUCCAGUGUUCUCAGUCAGUCUGCCCCCAGCAGCGUGUGGCAGAUUCAUACAGAACAUCUCUACCAGGCCUGCACUCCCAUUGAGGUCACCAUGUUUCCUGGAUCUUCUGCCUCCUGUGACCAGCCUCCACCUGCUGGUCUCCAGCCAAGACCUCAGAUCACCACAACCCGUAGCCGUUCAGUCAGUGUGGGGGAGCAGUGGUUGCAGCGGAACAGCGCCCCCACCAGAUCACAGACCAUGAGUGCAUCGCCCUCCAGAGGGCACUGUUCAUUCCGGAAGGGCCGAGGCGAGGCCAAAAAGUGCCGCAAGGUGUACGGUGUGGAGCGCAGGGAUCAGUGGUGCACUGCUUGUCGCUGGAAGAAAGCGUGUCAGCGUUUCCCUGACUAAAAGUGAAAAACAAAAAAACCCAACAGACUUUAGGAGGCGAGAAAGAAUCACCAUUUUUCUUUCCUUUCCUCCGACCACUUCUGGCACUGUAGAGGACGGCAAAACCCCCUCUUUUCACUUUUGUACCUGUUUUUUUUUGUUGUUUUCUUACAAGAAUUGAAAUUGUUUUUCGUUAUCUUUCUUGCGAAGUGAGCGGUGGUGCUAGAUGUUGAGACUGUGAGUGUGGUGGGCUUGGGUCCUGAUUCCUCAGUUUCUUUUUCGUUUCAUGAUACAGAAAGGCCCCGGUCACCCUGUAAUAGAAAAAUUGUGGUUCUCUCCCCUGGUCCUGCACUUCAUCCCCCCUCCUGAGGUUAUUUAAGUGAUUGUUGGUCUUGGUAUAUUGUGGACAUCUGAAAGUUUUUAUUGUUUUUUCUUCAUUUGCUGUUUUUUAGCCUGGAUGCUGUAGUAGCAUAACGUCAUGUAUUGUCUUUAUUUUCUACGUAUCUACUCAGAUUUUUGGAAUUUUUUUAUACACAUUUAUUUUUCUGCUUUGAAUUAAUGCCCACGUCAGCGCUUCCUAAUCAAGCGAAACUGCCAUAGUGAGCUAUAGUGAGGUUGAGUGAAGGAGCGACUGGUGUCGAGGAUCAGAGAGUGAGAUAAUUGUAAGAAAGAGAGAUUAAGUGCAGCUAUAAUCUAUGAUUGAAUACCAAAGUGCUUUUGCAAUGGCGAUUCAAAGGGAGCGUGAUUAGGUGCUGCCCUGAAACCAACUUGGGCUUGUUCCUUUUGUAAGUCCCUUUUCAUCCUCCUAAACAGUAUUAUGAUCUUAUUUGUGUAUUGGAUCAAAUAUUUGGGAACAUUUCAAGUUCUUACAGUACACUGUUGACAAUAAAAAAAGACAUGGUUAAAGAUGACUACAAACGUACAUUAUAAAAUAUGCAAAACUGAGAAGCUGAUCGUUGCAUGACAAAUCACAAGAGAAAUAGUAAACUAUUUUAUUGGUAUUUGUGUGCAUUUUAUGUACAAGUUGGAUGGUCUAAAAGAAAAGUACUCUGGAAACAAAAACUGCAAUAUGUGUUUGAACUGUGUAUCAUUCACAAAGCCAAACUGUUAUGUGUUUUUAAAUAUACACCAUUCACAAAGCCAAAAUGACGUAUAAAUGAAGAAUACUGCAAUGGACACUUCA
This is a messenger RNA of Astyanax mexicanus (Mexican tetra), 3504 nucleotides long. RefSeq names its product zinc finger protein 395b (gene znf395b). Gene Ontology annotation, molecular function: RNA polymerase II cis-regulatory region sequence-specific DNA binding; DNA-binding transcription factor activity. Gene Ontology annotation, biological process: regulation of transcription by RNA polymerase II. Gene Ontology annotation, cellular component: nucleus. The coding region runs from base 1122 to 2342 and encodes 406 amino acids. The transcript has 10 exons. The record is from RefSeq and is a predicted model, not a curated record. NCBI's taxonomy places the organism in Eukaryota, Metazoa, Chordata, Actinopteri, Characiformes, Acestrorhamphidae.